Paraglomus occultum is the source of this 2514-nucleotide messenger RNA. Lineage: Eukaryota; Fungi; Glomeromycota; Glomeromycetes; Paraglomerales; Paraglomeraceae. The record is from the annotation of a GenBank genome assembly.
AUGUCGUUUGCUUCAUUUUUACAUCCCAGGAUGCUGAUCCCUCUCUUAAUUAUAUUUCAAGAUGGAGAUCGUCGAGGCCCUCGUGACAAUCGACGUUUUUAUGACAGGGGAGACGCUGAUGCACCUAGUCAACAUGAAGACGAAACCUCUGAAAGGAAACUUGCUAAUAUUAUAAUAGCCUUCGGGAAUCAAAAAUCUCCUGAAGAAAUGCACGGUCAGAUAACAGAGUUAUCUACAAUAAUAAAUAACGAAUUCAGUCUCAAUUCUGAAUUGAUUUUGCGAACAUUGAAGGCUUGUGUGACAGAAUUACCAAUGAAGACAUUCCUGUACGCGACUCUUGUGGGCGUCAUAAAUGUAGAACGACCUACUGUUGGAGCUGCUGUGGUCGAAAUGGCAGCCGAAAGUUUGCAGAGUUAUCUGAAUGAGGGUAAUUGGAGGAAUGCAAAGCUGAUGCUCAAAUUUUUUGCCGAAUUGACAAAUGCAUACGUAAUACUGCCCGGAACCAUGAUAUCCAUAUACAACACUCUCGCCAACGUGAUUUGCGAGCCAGGCGUUAAGAGGCUACGAGCAGACACAAUAGCAGAAAUGAUAUUACUUUCAAUUCCAUGUAUUGGUAAACGACUACACGAGAGGGUUUCCAAUCAAUUUGAUGAGUUGCUAGAUAAGUUUGCAAAAUAUUUUGAUGAACGAAGACAGCUCGAUUCUUCUGUCACGGUUGUAUUUAAUGCAACGAAACCUUACUACUCUGAAAAUUUACCGUAUGAGCAAAGUGAUACGUUAGAACUUUUGUGGGCUUCAAUUUUGAAUAUAAAAGAUAAUAAUUGGGCUUGUCCAAUGCUUGUGACUUUAUGGCCAGAAUAUGAUUCAAUGCUGGUGACAGCAGAUCAGCACGAAGUCGAGCCGUUGAAUAUACCACCUCACUCCGAUCGACUACAAUAUGCACAUAGACACCCAGUAUUCCGAAUAUUCGUUGGCGCGCUGGAUGAGACAAAACCCCUCGUCCCAGACCCAGCCCACAUUGAUUAUUUCCUCAUGUAUGACGUUGUCCAGGACGUUAUUGAUAUAUUCGAAGUUAAUCGAAAGGAAUGUGUCAAAAUUCUUAAAGACUUGCGAUACUUCUUCGCGCCAGGGACUUUUGCAAGUGAUGAUAAGAAUAUCACAGUAAGGGAAAGUCAAAAUAAGGUUGUGGGAGAUGGUAAAGCGAUAAGAAUAUUGUUCGACCGCCUUGAUAUGAUGGACGUUGAAUGUGUCUAUCGUUAUUGGAACUGGUUUUCGCAUCAUCUAAGCAACUUUAAUUUUGUGUGGAAGUGGAAAGAAUGGGAAGAUUGCAUCCGAGAGGAUCCGCUUCAUCCUAAACUCUGCUUUAUACGGGAGACGUUUGAAAAGUUAAUACGAUAUAGCUAUUAUGAUAGGAUCAAAUCCAAUGUAUCCGAUGAAUUUUUAGCCGUAUUCCCAGCAGCAGAGCCCACAACUAGUUUUCGUUAUGUGAGCGAUGCUAAUCAAUAUCAUGCUUUGGCACAACAGGUCUUGGGAAAACUUCGCAGCAAAAGUUCCAAUGAUCAAAUUCAGUCCAUUCUUGCCGAAGUUCGUACUAUUAUCCCCGAUUCAUCAGAAGACGAACAGGAAGACGUUAUGCGGGAUAUCCUGGUUCAAUGUGUGUUAAUGCUAGGUAGCAAGAGUUUCAGUCAUGUUCUCAAUGUGAUUGAGAGGUCAGUACCUGCCAUGUGGACAGUCGUUUGCUAUUUUCGUGUGGAGAGAACGGAAUUUAGUACCCUUGGAAUUUUUACAAAUGUCUGGAUGUUUGUUGAAACGGAUUUAAAAUUUAGGUAUCUCACUUUGUUGCAGUCAUACAAUACAACAGCCGAAGCCAGAGUCCACACUGUUAAAAUAGUGGCCGAUUUCUGGUCAAAGAAUACCCAGUUUCUUGGAAUUCUGCUUGACAAGUUGCUGAAUUAUCGAGUAGUUGAUGCAAGUUCAGUUGUCACGUGGGUUUUUUCGGAAGAAUUCGACGAGGAGGUUUCUAGAUCCUAUAUCUGGGAGAUUCUUAAGAAUACAAUUAAUAAAGUGAUUUCCCGUGUAUCCCAAAUACAAAGCAAGCUGGAUAGUUUGCGUAAAGCAGCUGAAGAGCAAGGCGGUGAUAUGACAUCUGAUGACCGACAGAGUGCAGUGGGGAGCGAGGCAGAGUCAAUCCAACAGAUUGAGAACACGCUUAGCAUGGUAACUAGGGAACAAAAGGAAGUAUUGUUAUUGGUAUUUCAAAAGUUUGCAGACGUUUUGUCAAAAAAGUUGCUGGAGUAUAGGCAGCAGAAUAUUGAUGAUCCAUUAACACAGUGGUGGUUUUACUGGGUCUGGGGUUUCUUUAGAGAGAUUGCAAGAGUGUAUUAUUCUCAACUGUCAUCAUUUAUAGUGACAUUGGAGACUAUUGUGCUGACAUCUAGUGUGGAUCCCAUUAUUGAGAAUACUGUCAAACUUGUAAGAGCAUUCGGAUAUGUCGCAGGACAACUCGAAUUUUAG